AUGAAAGAUUAUACAAUCCACAGAGGUGUAGAUUAUCGGGUGUAUGAGUCAGAACCGACGACAUUCUAUGCUAAAUGCACCCAGUAUGGUGCAGGAUGUGAUUGGCUGAUCAGGGUAACCAAAAUGUCCAGAAAGUUCUGCUGGGAGAUAAGGAAGUACAAUGGAAGUCACACCUGUACUAGGGCCACCAUUUCUCAAGAUCAUUCGAAGCUGGAUUCCAACACAGUUGCAGAAGCAAUAAAGCCAUUGGUAGAAGUUGACCCGUCUAUAAGGGUGAAAUCAGUGAUUGCGAAAGUACAGGCAAAGUUUAACUACACCAUAAGUUAUCGCAAAGCAUGGUUGGCAAAACAGAAGGCAGUGGAGUCAAUUUUUUCGGGAGAUGACUUGGUUCCUAAUAUUCGUGUACUACACCGAGUCUUCUGGAGUUAUUACCCUUGUAUUAGAGCAUUCAGACAUUGCAAGCCAAUAGUGCAGGUAGACGGAACUCAUUUAUAUGGAAAGUACAAGGGUUGUUUGUUGGUUGCAGUCUCACAGGAUGGCAACAACAACAUCGUGCUGAUUGCAUUUGCGAUAGUUGAGGGAGAGACAUCUGAGGCUUGGCACUUUUUUCUGAGUAACCUGAGACAGCAUGUUGUGACACGUGAUGGUGUCGGCCUUAUCUCCGAUCGGCACGAUUCCAUUAGAGCUGCUAUUGCUCGCAGUAAUGGAGCUUGGUCUCCUCCAAGAGCAUUCCACAUGUUCUGUAUCAGACACAUAGAGUCCAACUUUCUCAGGAAAUUCAAGGCUCCGUAUCUGCAGAAACUAAUCGUCAACAUCGGAUACUCGCGAACAGUUCGCGAGUACGAGACACGGUAUCAGCGUUUACGCGAGCGGGUUGAGGCUAAUACCAACUGGUUGGAUCGAAUUCUGCGUGAGCAGUAUGCGUUAGCGUUUGAUGGGGGAUAUCGAUGGGGUUACAUGACAACCAAUCUAGUAGAAUGCAUCAACUCGGUUCUGAAAGGGGCUCGCAAUCUUCCAGUCACGGCACUUGUUAAGGCAACGUUUUACAGGCUUAAUGAGUUGUUCACCCGGAAAAGAGCAGAGGCCGAGGCUCGAAUUAACGCAGGACAUGUGUUCUCUGAGCUUGUAACCUCCAAGUUGCAUGCGAAUCAGCGGGCAGCGGGUAACAUCCAAGUUAGUUGCUUUGACUGA
This is a messenger RNA of Arachis stenosperma, 1191 nucleotides long. RefSeq lists its product as uncharacterized. Lineage: Eukaryota; Viridiplantae; Streptophyta; Magnoliopsida; Fabales; Fabaceae. The record is from RefSeq and is a predicted model, not a curated record. The transcript has 3 exons. Bases 1 to 1191 code for a protein of 396 amino acids.